AUGCGUCUCGAAAAUCACACUCAUAUUCGCCAUAUUAUGCUCUACCACUACGAGAAAGGAUGGACCGCAGCCCAGUCACUUCGCGAUGUCAACGAACUUUUUGGCAAAGGAACAAUUACUGAUAGUGCAGUACGGAAGUGGUUUAUUCGCUUUAAAUCAGGUGACACUAGUUUGGAGGAUAAAGAAGGAAGAGGUCGGCCAUCGGAUUUUGAUGAUCAAGCACUUCUGACAGCCGUGGAAGAGGACGAAAGCCUGAUAACGCGAGUGCUGGCUGAAUACUUUAAUGUCAAUCAGUCAACGAUCGUUCGACGCCUGAAGAAGCUUGGAAAGCGCCGUGUAAUCGAAUCCAUCGCCAAUAAGGGAUGGGAUCUGCUCCCACAUCCGCCGUACUCACCGACAGAAGCACCAACGGACUAUCAUGUCAAUCACUCUUUGAAAAACUGGCAAACAAACAAAGUCUACGACGACUUGGAUGACUCGGUGGCUGAUGUCAAAGCGUGGAUUGCCUCCAAGAAUCGUGACUUCUUCGCACGUGGAAUCGACCGACUGCCAAGCAAAUGGGGAGCAGUUCUUGAAGUGGAUGGUGACUAUGCUCUCGAAUGA
This is a messenger RNA of Necator americanus (New World hookworm), 603 nucleotides long. RefSeq lists its product as uncharacterized. Gene Ontology annotation, molecular function: histone H3K36 methyltransferase activity; DNA topoisomerase binding; histone H3K4 methyltransferase activity. The transcript has 2 exons. Gene Ontology annotation, cellular component: nucleus; condensed chromosome; site of double-strand break. Bases 1 to 603 code for a protein of 200 amino acids. Lineage: Eukaryota; Metazoa; Nematoda; Chromadorea; Rhabditida; Ancylostomatidae. The record is from RefSeq and is a predicted model, not a curated record. Gene Ontology annotation, biological process: DNA double-strand break processing; replication fork processing; DNA integration.